UCGUCCUCUCUGUCUGUCUCUUUUUCACUCUCUCUCCCUCUCUCUCACUCUGAGACAGAAGUCAGAGCUUUCCUCACUGACAGCCUCAAGUACUCACAGCACUUACUGAAGCCUAAGACAGACACUGCAAGCCAAAAACUACACUGAAAAACUUUUUAUUCUCUGUUUUGCUUCAGAUUACUUUUCAUCAGAGGGAAAAAGUUGAUCUAGUUUUUUUUUGUUUGUUUUUGUGCCUUUUUUUUUUUAAAGGGAUAAGCUUUUCACGCAGAGAAUAGAGAAGAACAAAAAGCAAGCCUAUAAAACCUGGUGUCAGGAUGUCUGUGCAUGUACUGAACGGAUUUCUGCUGGUACUUUGCUGGAUUAUGGUGAGGAGUACUCCAACUCCAGGAUCUGAGGGACACAGUUCAGUCACUGACUGUCCAUCCUGCUCACUAUCUAAAUUCCACAAGGAUUCCACCAGUUCUCAAAGUGACAUGGUUGAGGCAGUGAAGAAGCACAUUUUAAACAUGCUGCAUAUGAGGGACAGACCCAACAUCACUCAGCCAGUGCCUAAAGCAGCGCUUUUAAACGCCAUCAAGAAAGUUCACGUGGGGAAAGUGGGAGAGGAUGGCCAAGUGCAAAUAGAUGAUGUGAUUGCACGGAGAGCAGAAAUGAAUGAAAUCUUGGAGCAAACUUCAGAGAUCAUCACGUUUGCGGAAGCAGGGCCCUCCAAGAAAAUACUCCACUUUGAGAUCUCCAAAGAAGGCAGUGAUCUGUUGAUAAUCAGGGAAGCAGAGCUUUGGCUUUUCCUCAAACUAUCUAAAGCCAACCGAAGUCGGACCAGGCUAACAAUUCGACUGUACCAGCAGCAGCGAGGGCCGAAGGAGCACAGGGGAUCUGAAGGAAACAAAAAUGAAGUUCUGAUAGCUGAGAAAGUGGUGGACACAAAGAAAAGUGGCUGGCAUACGUUCCCCAUAUCUGGGAGCAUUCAGCGUCUACUGAAUCAUGGCAAAUCAUCAAUGGAUAUUCGAGUAGCCUGUGACCAAUGCCAAGAAUCAGGAGCAACCCCUGUCUUGCUUGGUAAACGUAAGAGAAAAGAUGAUGUGGACAAAGAAGCAGCAGCAACUGCAGGUGAAGAAGAAAAAGAGCAGUCGCAUAGACCUUUCCUAAUGAUUGUGGCUCAACAGACAGAUGAACAUCCUCACCGGAGGAGGAAACGUGGCUUGGAAUGUGAUGGUAAAGUAAGCAACUGCUGUAAAAAGCAUUUUUAUGUAAGUUUCAAGGACAUCGGUUGGAGCGACUGGAUCAUAGCACCUCCUGGCUACCACGCCAAUUACUGCGAGGGGGAUUGCCCUAACCACAUUGCUGGGACAUCUGGGGCUUCUCUAUCAUUUCAUUCCACAGUCAUUCACCAGUACCGGAUUAAAGGCCACAGUCCCUUCAACAGUAUCAAAUCUUGUUGUGUUCCCUCCAAGUUGAGAGCUAUGUCCAUGCUGUAUUAUGACGAUGGACAAAAUAUUAUAAAAAAGGAUAUUCAGAACAUGAUUGUGGAAGAGUGCGGAUGCUCAUAAAUAGAGGACCAAAUGCAGAUAUAGUAUCACUUAUCGAAUACACUAAUCAAGAAGACGACAAAUGACUUGCAGCUGAGCAAUGAUCAAUGGAAGACGAAAUUAGAUACCAAGGAAGUGCUAGUUCUACACCUGCAGCAACCGGUAUAUGAAAGGAACAUUUCCAGCUCUUCUAGCCAGGAGUGUGACUAACAAGCUUACAGGCACGAGAAUGCACCUGUAUAUCUAUAGAUACAUCACAUUCACUGUUUGCGUAAAUGUGUUUGCAUUUAUACGAGUUUGUAUAGAUAGAUAUACAGAGCUCCAGACCACCUUCCUAAGACUCUAAGCAUUUCUAUAUUGCGCAGGAGACUCAACUUCUUCCUCUGCACUAUUACUGCAAAAAAACAAAAACAAAAAAAA
This is a messenger RNA of Bufo bufo (common toad), 1949 nucleotides long. It is a transcript of the gene INHBA, whose product is annotated as inhibin subunit beta A. The coding region runs from base 315 to 1550 and encodes 411 amino acids. Gene Ontology annotation, molecular function: cytokine activity; growth factor activity; hormone activity. Gene Ontology annotation, biological process: SMAD protein signal transduction; BMP signaling pathway. The record is from RefSeq and is a predicted model, not a curated record. Gene Ontology annotation, cellular component: extracellular region. The transcript has 2 exons. NCBI's taxonomy places the organism in Eukaryota, Metazoa, Chordata, Amphibia, Anura, Bufonidae.